AUGAUCCCGGGUCUUCGGGACCCGGCGCCGGACUUCAUCCGAAAACACACUCCCACCAGCCUCGCUUUCUGGUUUGGCAACCUCAUCAGCGCCUGGGCUCGCAGCGUCUACCACAGUGCAACCGAAGCUCCCUUCCGCAGCGACGACGGCUCCUACCACCCGUCGCCCAUCUACGGUGACGGCGAGCAGAUCGAAGCUAAGUACCUCAACCUCGCUAUCGCUAACGCCGAGUCCACCCAGGUUCUGGUCCGCUGGCGGCAGGGCGACUUCAUCCUGCUCGACAAAUACAAUUUUAUGCACUCGCGAUCACCGUAG
Molecule: messenger RNA, 315 nt
Organism: Grosmannia clavigera kw1407
Lineage: Eukaryota; Fungi; Ascomycota; Sordariomycetes; Ophiostomatales; Ophiostomataceae
Exons: 2
Coding region: 1-315 (104 amino acids)
Source: RefSeq, a predicted model, not a curated record